UGUAUGCAAAUUAAAUGAUAACACUGCAGAUAUAUAUUCUCAUUCCGAUUAUGUAUGUAAUAUAUGACUGAUGAAAAUGAACUGGAUUCAUUCCAGGUUUUAGACAUUCAAAAUGGCGACCAAUGACAGCGAUAAUGGAGAACGUAUUGAGACGUUGGAGCAUUCUGUUGAAACUUUGACUGGUGCACAAUUCGUAGUGGAGGGUAAUAAUUCCUGGGCCCAAGAACAAGACACAGAUCUUACCAACGAGAACUUCAGUGACUGCAGAUUCCACAGCGACAAGAAACUGGACAUGUUCUGUAAAACUUGUGACGAACCGAUAUGUGAAAGAUGUGCGUAUUUAAACCAUAAAGAUAAGCACAAGGUUGUGGAUCUGAUCGAGGUCAUCGCAGAACGAAUAGUUCAAACAAUAGUCAACAAAGAUAUUUUGAUGCAUCAGAUUUUGCCAGUUUAUGAGGAGGAAACUAAAAGGAUGAGGUCUGAUUAUAGGGAUGUCAGGGGGAAAUACUCGGCAGUAAGGGAUAUCAUAAAAGCCACGGCUGCGCGGUGGCAUCGCGAGAUCGAUGAAGUCGUGCACCAUAUUCUACAGGACUUACAUGAGAUGGAGAAUGAAUACAUGCAACGCUUCGAUGAAGAAAAGAAAAAGGUAGAUGAAAUCUCAGAUGAAAUACAAUCAAUGAUAAAUAAAAGCACAGACCUUUUACGCAAUCCAUUAGAACUUAAUGAAGAGAACAUGCCAAAGGUUGAAAAAUUUAAGAUGUUCCCAAAGAUUUCUCUUUUUCAUCCGCCAUCGUUUUCUGAGGGAAAGUUGCAGAAUAUGACGGAUCGUGUUAGUAUUGACAACAGAAUAGUUUAUAGCCCGAGCUAUCAACUACCUCUAAGAGCUGCAUACGACAAGUCUUGCCUUUGCUUGGCGGAAUUGAAACGCCUGAGGGAGAAAAUAAGUGAUCCUCAUGAAAUUCAAACAGGAAUAGCUUCAAGACCAAAUAUUUCAAAUUCGUCCGUGGAUCAUGGGAACAUAAGCGAUAUUAUGGCUUUGUCUUCUGACAAAGCUCUUCUUGCAAAUAUGGGCAAAGUUUUACAAGUCGACAACAAUGGCAAUAUUCAACGUUCAGAAGACUGUGCAGGCAUACAGUUCCUAACUCUAGGAAAUGGUGGUCACUUAUAUUUCACUGUUUCAACCGGAAAGAAAAUAGGUAAAGUUGACUUCCGGAUAAAUGAUACAAGUACAUGCACUACCAAUCCAUUACUGGUGGACGAAGAGUGGACUCCAUUUGGUAUAGCGGUCACCAAAGAUGGGAAUAUCUUAGUCUGUUGCCAAAACCAAACUCAUGGCAAGGUCGUCAAAUUCAAUGAAAAUUUGGAAAAGUUAGCCGAAUUUGAAAGCGCUUGCCAAUCGGAGCCACAUUUUGAAAAACCAAAAAUGGUAGUUGAAAAUAGAAACGGUGACAUUUGUGUCACGGAUAUGGCGGCUAAACCAUCUGUCGUCAUCCUGAAAGAAGAUGGAACUCUUAGGAAAAGAUAUCAACCAGACAUCCCAUCGAAUUCAUUCACAGAGAUUUUCACAACACGUCGCCCCUUUUCUCCUGGAGGAAUUUGUACAGAUAGAAUGGGUCACAUCCUUAUUUCUGAUACCCCUCACAGGGUCAUUCAUAUUCUGGAUCAGUGGGGGGAAUUUCUGCAGCUCCUUCUUAGAAACUCUCUUGAAGAUCCACGUGCAUUGUCAGUUGACACAGCCGGUCAAUUGUGGAUUGUAGAAAGACAGAAGAACCUGAAGGUCGUUCAAUAUCUUCAUGGAUGCCCUUGAUUGUUUGCAAAUAAAGAUUAGCAUUUGGAAUGCCAUCUCAGAUGUAUCCUAUAUAUUGCAUAACCGUUGUCCGUUAUUGCUUGCAAAUUUGCAAAACUUUACCUUUAUAAAUGCACUGGGAGGAGGGGGCUCUUAGUUCCUUGAAAUAUGCACAGACCGCUUCGAACGAAGAGAUUCCGAUGCCCGAACUGCCAUCUUGCCAUCUUUCUAAUUCUGGAUUAAUUAGGAUUUCGUGUCUUAUGAGGAAUCAUCUUCCGACUCCAAGACUUCUCUCUUCACAUGAGUGCGACCGUUUUGGUGCUACUUGAAGAAUAAGGACAAAUAAAAUGGCAUUGGAUAUCUUUAAAUAUCGAUUUAUAUUCAUGUUUUAUGUGCCUCUAUUUACACUUUCAGUUCUGAGAUUUUGUCAUUCAUCGAUCGAAUAAAACUCAGUAAAGUUUAGGUUGUAAAAGCAACAAGAACUAUUUUGAAUAACCUCAGGUUUAAGAGGUGAUCACUUGCCGUUGUUUGCUUAUUAAAAAAUGCUUUAAUAAUAAUGACAUCCAAAAGAUUCUCAAUAUUUUGGUUGGGGAAUUUUGAAAAAUAUAAUUGUAAUAAACUGCAAUUUUUUUUUUUUCGUUCUUUAGUAAAAUAAAAAGAAAUGUAUAAUUAUCCUUUCUCUAUCGUAAAACAAAUUUCCUGACCAGCAACAGAACGAUAGAUGCUCUCUAUGCACGUAAUGUCACGAUUUGACAUAUUGUACCUCGCACCUGUGGAUUGCACGACGUAUUUCCAGUAUUCAAUAUUCAGAUAACAUAUCUUGAUAUGUACAUGUCUCUUAUCCAUGUGUUUAGUUUUGUCACAUGUUUUAAAUUUAGAUAAAAUAGCGAUGUGUAUAUCACCAAUUAGAUAAACUACUAACCCACAAAUUUACUUCCGGUUAGAUAAACUACUAACCCACAAAGGUACUUCCGGUUGAUACAUGCAAGUGAAACCUAAUGGCGUAACCUUCCAUGAAGUUGGUGUAGACAGAGAAAGAAAUUAAAAAGUAAUUAGUACGAGAUAAAUAGAACAUCUACAAUGUUUACAUUGGAAAAGUGUAUAUAUUCUCUUAUUCUCUCUCGCUCAUAUUCUUUCUCACUCACAUUUUCUCGCUAACAUUUUCUCUUUAUUAAAUUCAACUCGUUGGAUAAAGCAAAUCCAUACAUGUCUUCUAUUGGUUGCUUUAUUUCAUACCUAAAAUAGAGGAGAUACAUUUCAAUUUACGCAAAGGGUAAAAUCAAUUUGAAACCCUAUUUUUUCUUUCCUUUAAAUACAGUUCAACUACUAUAGUAUUGACGAUUGCUAACGAUGAACAGGUAAAUUGUACCAAUACUUGGUCAAGUCUUCUUUGUCUGUUCUUGUUACAGGUUAGAUUGAUUGUGUAUUGUUUAAUUUCCCUCUGGAGGAUUUUUCACUCGUAUGGAGACAUCACCAUUGCCAGUGAAGGGUGCAAACUUUAGGUUUAUGCUCGGCACUUCCAGUUUUUGAGCAGGGAGGAAUCUUUAUCGUGCCACACCUGCUGUGACACAGGACCUCGGUUUUAGCGGUCUCAUCCAAAGGACCGCCCCAUCUAGUGUUACAUGUUAGACAACGUGUUUAUCAUAGUAAAAGAACUAUAAUGGAUUGUAUUGAUUUAAUAACUACUAGUACUUACAAACCACAUGCAAAUGUAAAACCCACCUCCAUAAAUUGUUUGUUUCCUUGU
Messenger RNA from Ostrea edulis (European flat oyster), 3533 nucleotides. RefSeq lists its product as uncharacterized. Gene Ontology annotation, biological process: protein polyubiquitination; proteasome-mediated ubiquitin-dependent protein catabolic process. The coding region runs from base 113 to 1807 and encodes 564 amino acids. The record is from RefSeq and is a predicted model, not a curated record. The transcript has 2 exons. NCBI's taxonomy places the organism in Eukaryota, Metazoa, Mollusca, Bivalvia, Ostreida, Ostreidae. Gene Ontology annotation, molecular function: zinc ion binding; ubiquitin protein ligase activity.